UCAUGGCGAUGGGACAUCUGAAUCAGUCCGCGUCACCUGUGGGAUAGCGCCGAGUUACCCAGUCGAACAUCCGCGCAUCAUCUGCCCUCAGUAGUGCGCUCAUGACGAGCAACUAACUUGUGACACGGUUUGAAAUGUCACCGGACAGCUGAGAACUUAGAUUAUAGUGACAGGAUUUAACCAAGAGGAAAAACUUCGGUUGCCAUGUCUCUCCUCUGCGUGAGAGUUAAGAAAGCCAAACUCCAAGGACCUCCAGAUAAAUUCAAUGCUUAUGUGACACUGAAAGUGCAAAAUGUGAAAAGUACCACCAUCACUGUGAGGGGAGACCAGCCAUGCUGGGAACAGGACUUCAUGUUCGAGAUCAGUCGGCUGGACCUGGGCCUCAUUGUAGAGGUGUGGAACAAAGGUCUCAUCUGGGACACCAUGUUAGGAACAGCCUGGAUCCCACUCAAAAGCAUCUGCCAUUCAGAGGAGGAGGGCCCUGGUGAAUGGAUAUUUCUGGACUCUGAAGUUCUGAUGAAGGCAGAUGAGAUUUAUGGGACUAAAAACCCAACGCCACAUCGAGUCCUGCUGGACACUCGCUUUGAACUGCCCUUCGAAAUCCCAGAGGAUGAGGCUCGAUACUGGACGGGCAAACUGGAACGCAUCAAUGCUAUGGGCAUUCAUGAUGAGUUUCCUUUACAGGAUGAAGUAGCAGGACGCCCUCUACCCUGUGCUGCCUCUCAAUGCUCUCUGGAUGACCUGGACAGUGCGGUGGAUGACAGAGACAGUGACUACAGGAGUGAGACGAGCAGUAGUUUACCUCCUCGCUACCACACUACAGCCCAGCCCAACUCUUCACUUCACCAGUAUCCCAUGGGGCCACGCUUUCAGCAGCACAUGGAUUCCUGUGCUGACUCUUUGCACAGCUUUGAAUUUGACUAUAGGGAUCACCAUGCAAGCAGUCCUGUGGACUCCAGUCGUUUUGGAUCUUCAGGGAACCUCAGCCAAGCUAGUUCUCAGCUUAGUGAGACUGGUCAGGAAAGUGCUCCCUGUUCAGAGUUAGAGGAGUCCUACCAUUCCUACCACAGUACAGGCUAUCGACCAUCCAGAAAUGGGCAUCAUCCUACCAAUGGACAUACUUCCUGGGGAGAAGAUGAGGGAUUGAAAUCUUCCCAAGAAAACGGAAAGGGUAUAAGCAGCACCGUAAAAAAGGAAGUGGUUACUCAAGUGGACAAAAUGCCUGAUAAAUCUGUCAAAGGCUUCAGGGAUGAUGGAACGCCUUUGCCAUUCUCUCCAUCCCGAUUGCGUUGGCUUAAGGCAAUCAACAAAGUGAGAGUUCAGCUUAAGGAGGGCAAAGAAAAUGGAGAUAAUUCGAGACAUGCUUGGAUUAAAGCUGGAAAUGGGAGUGGAAUAUUUGGAAUUGACAGUAUGCCAGACCUGCGAAAGAAAACUAUACCUCUUGUUAGCGAUGUGUCUCUGGUCCAAGCCAGGAAGGCUGGUAUUGCAUCUGCGAUGGCCUCACGUUCCUCCAUAAAAGAUGAAGAACUGAAGAACCAUGUGUAUAAGAAAACUCUGCAAGCUUUAAUCUACCCCAUUUCUUGUACAACACCUCACAACUUUGAGGUGUGGACGGCCACAACGCCCACCUACUGUUACGAGUGUGAGGGCCUUCUUUGGGGCAUCGCGCGGCAGGGCAUGCGCUGCACAGAGUGCGGGGUCAAAUGUCACGAGAAGUGUCAGGAGCUGCUAAAUGCAGACUGUCUGCAGCGUGCGGCUGAAAAGAGCUCCAAACAUGGUGCUGAGGACCGCACUCAGAACAUCAUUAUGGCCAUGAAGGAUCGCAUGAAGAUUCGUGAGAGGAACAAGCCUGAGAUCUUUGAGGUCAUCCGAGAUGUGUUUGUGGUCAGCAAGGCCAUCCAUGCUCAGCAGAUGAAGACCAUCAAGCAGAGCGUCCUGGAUGGAACAUCCAAGUGGUCAGCCAAGAUCACCAUCACAGUUGUCUGUGCUCAAGGACUGCAGGCUAAAGAUAAGACUGGCUCCAGUGACCCCUACGUGACCGUCCAGGUGGGUAAAACUAAAAAGAGGACCAAGACGAUCUACGGCAACCUCAAUCCAGUUUGGGAGGAAAAGUUUCAUUUUGAAUGCCACAACUCUUCUGAUCGCAUCAAAGUUCGUGUUUGGGAUGAAGACGACGACAUAAAGUCGCGAGUGAAGCAGCGUUUGAAGAGGGAAUCUGAUGAUUUCCUGGGCCAAAGCAUCAUUGAGGUUCGCACGCUGAGUGGAGAAAUGGACGUCUGGUACAACCUCGAGAAAAGAACGGACAAGUCUGCUGUUUCUGGUGCCAUCCGUCUUCAGAUCAGUGUUGAAAUUAAGGGUGAAGAGAAAGUGGCCCCCUACCAUGUCCAGUACACCUGUCUUCAUGAGAACCUCUUUCAUCACAUCACAGAUGUCCUCGGUCAGGGUGUGGUGAAAAUUCCAGAAGCCCGUGGCGACGAUGCCUGGAAGGUUUACUUUGACGAUGUGCCACAAGAGAUAGUGGAUGAAUUUGCAAUGCGAUAUGGGAUUGAAUCCAUCUACCAGGCCAUGACGCACUUUGCAUGUCUCUCGUCUAAGUAUAUGUGUCCCGGGGUCCCUGCUGUGAUGAGCACCCUGCUGGCCAACAUCAACGCCUACUACGCCCACACCACUGCAUCCACCAAUGUCUCUGCUAGCGACAGAUUUGCUGCAUCCAACUUUGGGAAAGAAAGGUUUGUCAAGCUUUUGGAUCAACUGCACAAUUCCCUGCGCAUUGACCUAUCAAUGUACCGAAACAACUUCCCUGCAAGCAGUAAGGAACGAUUACAGGACCUCAAAUCUACAGUGGACCUGCUGACCAGCAUCACCUUCUUUAGAAUGAAGGUCCAGGAACUGCAGAGUCCCCCGAGAGCCAGUCAAGUUGUGCGAGACUGUGUCAAAGCCUGCCUCAACUCCACAUAUGACUACAUCUUCAACAAUUGUCAGGAGCUGUACAGUCGCCAGUAUCCUCAGAUCGGAGACACGCAUAAGGAGGAGUGCACCCCAGAAGAUCAGGGCCCAAGCAUUAAAAACUUGGACUUCUGGCCCAAACUCAUCACCCUUAUAGUGUCCAUCAUUGAGGAGGACCGUAACUCCUACACCCCUGUCUUAAACCAGUUUCCUCAGGAACUAAGUGUUGGGAAAUUGAGUGCAGAGGUCAUGUGGAACCAGUUCUCUCAGGAUAUGAAGUAUGCCAUGGAAGAACAUGAAAAACACAGACUGUGUAAGAGCGCGGACUACAUGAACCUGCACUUCAAGGUCAAAUGGCUGUAUAAUGAAUAUGUGAAGGAUCUGCCAGCCUUCAAGGGAGUUGUGCCCGAUUACCCCACCUGGUUCCAGCAGUUUGUGCUGCAGUGGCUGGAUGAGAAUGAGGAUGUGUCCAUGGAGUUCAUGCAUGGAGCCCUGGAGAGAGAUAAAAAAGAUGGAUUUCAGCAGACGUCGGAGCAUGCUCUCUUCUCGUGUUCGGUGGUGGACGUCUUCACCCAGCUUAACCAGAGUUUUGAGAUCAUCAAGAAACUGGAGUGUCCCGACCCCAAAGUCAUGGCCCUCUACAGCCGCCGAUUUGCUAAGACCAUUGACAAAGUUCUGCUGCAGUACAGUGCCAUUUUGAAGAAGAGUUUCCCGUCCUACUGUGAUAAGGAGAAGAUCCCAUGCGUCUUGAUGAAUAAUGUCCAGCAGUUGCGUGUCCAGCUUGAGAAGAUGUUUGAAUCUAUGGGUGCCAAACAGCUGGACACAGAGGCCAGUGAUAUCCUUAACGAUCUCCAGGUCAAACUGAACAACGUCUUGGACGAGCUGAGCAGCACAUUUGGAAACACUUUCCAGAGCCGCAUUGAUGACUGCAUGCGUCAGAUGGCCAGUCUGCUGUACCAGAUCAAGGGUCCUGUGAAUGCCAACACCCGUAACCAGGUGGAGGCCGACUCUGAUAACAUGCUGCGGCCACUGAUGGACUUCCUGGAUGCAAAUCUGAUGCUGUUUGCCUCGGUGUGUGAGAAAACCGUGCUGAAGAGAGUGCUGAAGGAGCUGUGGAGGAUUGUGAUGAACAGUCUUGAGAAGACCAUCAUCCUUCCUCAGGGCAAUGACACCUUUGGAAUGAUCUUUUCAGCCGCUAAAGAACUGGGUCAGCUCUCCAAACUCAAGGAUCACAUGUCUGGUGAAGCCAAAAGCUUGACACCCAAGCAGUGUGCGGCCAUGGACGUGGCCCUCGAUACCAUAAAGCAAUACUUCCAUGCUGGAGGAAAUGGUUUGAAAAAGACCUUCCUAGAGAAGAGUCCUGAACUGUCCUCGCUGAGACAUGCACUGUCCCUCUAUACCCAGACCACCGACACACUCAUCAAGACAUUUGUAACUACUCAGCAUGCUCAAGUGCAUAAUGGGAAGGGUAUGAGGAUAACACCUAGUGAGAAAAUACAGCCGUCCAGGGGCUCAGGAGUUGAUAAACAAGUAGGGGAAGUAUCCAUACAGAUUGACCUCUUUACUCACCCGGGCACAGGGGAGCAUAAAGUUACAGUUAAAGUCGUGGCUGCUAAUGAUCUGAAGUGGCAGACAUCUGGGAUGUUUCGGCCAUUUGUGGAGGUCACCAUGAUCGGCCCUCAUCUCAGUGACAAGAAACGCAAGUUCACCACCAAAUCGAAGAACAACAGCUGGGCGCCCAAAUUCAAUGAGACUUUCCAUUUUAUUCUUGGCAACGAAGAUGGGCCGGAGUGUUAUGAGCUCCAGGUGUGUGUGAAGGACUACUGCUUCGGCCGCGCGGACCGUGUGGUCGGUAUCGCCGUCAUACAGUUGCGUGAUGUCGCGCCGAGGGCCAGCUGCGCCUGCUGGUGUCCACUAGGUCCACGGAUACACAUCGAUGACACGGGCCUCACCGUCAUGCGCAUCCUCUCCCAGCGCUCGGGUGACGAGGUGGCCAAAGAGUUUGUGAAACUCAAGUCUGAGACUCGCUCAGCCGAGGAGGGGAGGUGAGGAUGUUCUUUGACAGCAGAAGACAAUCUGAGACUCUUAAGUUUUGGACAGAUGUCAACACUUUCAUCUUUCUGUGUCCACAUCAAUGUUUUUGCUGCCCACUCACACCCACAGAGAAGGGCUUUCAGCAGCACAAGAGAGGCCAUGUGACAUGUUUUAUAAAGAGCACUGUUAGUUCAGCAGUGGAUGAGGGGGAGUCAUCCACAUAAACACAAUGAACACAUUAUUCUUUUCAUAUAUUGGAUGUAAAAUUAAAAAACACAUUCACACAUCCAGCCACUAACAAACUAGCAAAGGACUAGUCAGGUUAGACACCAUGUUUUACUUGAUGAAAAUGAAACGAUACUGUGAAGGAUGGAUAUACAGUACUGGGUUGUAUUGUGCCAAAAUUUGUCGAAUUAGUAGUUUGUUGUCCGUUGGAUAUUUUUGGCAAAAAUUAAAUAUACAAUUUAGUGCUGUGCAAUGAUAAAUUACAAUUAAUUGCAUCCAAAAUAAAAGUUUUUGAUUACAUAAUAUAUGUACAGCGUAUAUUUAUUAUGUAUAUAUAAAUACACAUACAGUAUAUAUUUCGAAAAUAUUUACAUGUAUAUAUUUUAUUGAUAUAAUUAAUAGUACAUAUAAAUAUAUUUAAUAUAUUAACAUAACAUAUUCUGCUUAAAUAUAUCCGUGCAUGUGUAUUUAUAUGUACAUAAAUAAAUAUACACAGUACACAACUUUUAUUUUGGAUGCGAUUAAUCAUAAUUAAUCAUUGCACAGCAGUAAUACAAUUACAUAUUAAAUAUAAUUACAUAUUACAUUAAAUUAAACUAUUUUAAAAUAAGAAAUACAAUAUUACAUUUAUAAUAAAUCCUGUUUUAAGAUCAUUUGUACAUUGAAAUUAUUUUCUUUGUUUAUUUCUAAUUCUGAAACUCUCAUAUUUAUUUGUUAAUUGAUUCACUAAUAAUUGCAAUAGGGAUUUUUUUUUAUUACAGGUUAAAUCAAAAUAAAUUAAAUGCCAUACAAUAAAUAUGCAUUUAAUAUGUAGACAGUACAAAAACGACUAUGAUUCUAUAUGAAUAUAUUACUGUUUAAUAUAUGACUUCACCUUUUUGAAAAAUAAAAAUAGAAUUAAAUAAUAUCAUAAAAAAUUAUUAAUAUAAAAUAAAUAAUAUAAAUGUAUUGCACAAUGGAAAUAAUCUUAGUAAUUAAAAAUGUAAAAAAAAAUAUUUUGCAGUUGAACUUUUACCCUUUUUUAAUGAAAUGCCUUCAUUUUCAUUGUUUUCAUAAAUGUAAUAAUAAUUGCAAAAAGUAAAAUCAGGCAUGUCUAUCCCUCAUAAACGUCAUGUGUCUAUCCCCGGUUUAAAGUCCUUCGACCUUCAACAAAUAGAUGGCGCUGUGAGUGUGGUGGGUCAUUAUUUUAGUCUGUUGUAGAAUACAGAGAUUCCACAUCCAUUCGUGCACUUUUUUUUUCUUUGUAAACACCCCUUUUGCCAUGUUUAUUGCCUUAUUUUGUUGAUGCUGUGAAUGUGUCAAGUUGAAAUGUAAUGAUUCUGAUUGUUUUGAACGUUGUGACUCCUGAGACAGUGUUUGUGUCCUAGGGGCCAAAUCUCAUUCACCUAGUGUUGUGAAGUGAUUAGUUGCACGAAUGAAUCAGAAUAAGUAAUCCAAACGGACAACCUGGGGAGAAAAAGUUUGUAGAGAAGUAUCAUAAACAUUUCACACCAUUACAAAGUCAGCUCACGUGUCCGUCAGCCGAAAGUGUGCCUUUAUUACAGGCUUUGUGACUGCUCAAGAUAAUGGAUGACCUGUUUGCACCUCAGCCCACUGAUCUUCUGCCUCUUACGGUCACCAUUCAUUUCAAAAGCAAGCGGCACUUCAGCCAUCGUCGGUGACCAGUAGGUGGCAGCAAUAAUCUCAAGUUCACAUUUACACACACCAAAUGACAAUGCGGCAUCAUAGGACAGUAUUGAAGCUAAAAUGUGUGAAUGCUUUGAUGGGCUGUCAUGUAAUAUUUUUCAGUACUUUAUAUUUAUGUAGUGGAAAGCAAGUGCUGGAAAAUCAGCACAAGCUGGGGUGAAAAUAUGAAAGGUAACCUAUAUCAGAUCAAGCUCAAAUAUGAUGAUACAUGUUUUGUUUUUUUUUUCAUUUCAAAGCGGCCUUAUUUUAUCUGUUCUGCUAUUUUCUAUUUAAAAGAUUUUAACUUUUUUUUUUCUUUUUCCCUUUUAAGUAAAGAUGAGUUAAUCCCUUUUUCUGCGAUGUCUUGUUGUUACUCUUUCUUCAUAUUGAUUGACUUUCUUUAAAUGUUCAUUUGAGGAAUUUUGUACUGUGUUGUGCUGUGUUUUUCCAGAAACUCGAACUGCAAAAACAAAGAGGAAAAAGACAGUAACACUAGAUGUGUCCCCUCAUUUGUUGCCUGUGCAAAAAAGUCUCACCUUGUUAAUCCAAAUUUUAAUGUAAAAAUAUUGUAUUUUUCACAAAACACUGCCAAUAUGUAAAAUGUAUGUUGAUAUUGCCAAUCGUUAUUGUGACUGUUGAACCUGUUAUUUAUUUCUGUACAUUUUUCACUUCUAUCUCUGUGUCACUUUAUAUACUAUUACCAUUGUUUAGGCCAGCAGUGUUUGGACUGUAUUUUAGGAGGGAACUGUCACUCUUUGUAAUAUACACAUUCCUCGUGCCAACUUGUUAAAGUUCUCACUUUUUUUUUUUUUUUUAAUCUUAAAACAAUAUUGACAAUUACUGGCAUGUAUGGGACUUGAUGAGUUUACUCACAUUUUUGAAGUUAUAUUGGUAUUGUACACAGUCACUGACAAGGAAAAAUGUGUUAUUAAAAUGUUUGUGCACACUCCAACAAAUGAAUUUAUACAUAAAAUAUCUUA
This is a messenger RNA of Labeo rohita (rohu), 7850 nucleotides long. RefSeq names its product unc-13 homolog Bb (C. elegans) (gene unc13bb). Gene Ontology annotation, molecular function: diacylglycerol binding; phospholipid binding; calmodulin binding. Gene Ontology annotation, biological process: neuromuscular junction development; presynaptic dense core vesicle exocytosis; synaptic transmission, glutamatergic. Gene Ontology annotation, cellular component: neuromuscular junction; synaptic vesicle membrane; presynaptic active zone cytoplasmic component. The record is from RefSeq and is a predicted model, not a curated record. Lineage: Eukaryota; Metazoa; Chordata; Actinopteri; Cypriniformes; Cyprinidae.